Scomber japonicus (chub mackerel) is the source of this 1716-nucleotide messenger RNA. RefSeq names its product peroxisomal biogenesis factor 3 (gene pex3). Gene Ontology annotation, biological process: protein import into peroxisome membrane. Gene Ontology annotation, molecular function: protein-macromolecule adaptor activity. Gene Ontology annotation, cellular component: peroxisomal membrane. Bases 100 to 1188 code for a protein of 362 amino acids. The record is from RefSeq and is a predicted model, not a curated record. The transcript is spliced from 12 exons. Lineage: Eukaryota; Metazoa; Chordata; Actinopteri; Scombriformes; Scombridae.
UUAAACAUGUCCGUAAAAUAAUCCGCACAAACUUUAAACUAGUACGAGGUGUUUUUUUGGCAGUUUUUUUUAUCUUCGUGAAUCCCUCAUUGUGCGAGGAUGUUUUCGUCUAUCUGGAGUUUUAUUAAACGCCAUAAAAGGAAGUUUAUUUUCUCCGCAGCUGUAGUUGGAGGAGUGUACUUCCUGGGUAAAUAUGCCCAGACGAAGAUCAGGGACAUCCAGGAGAGGGAGGCGACGGAGUACAUCGCUCAAGCCAGACGGCAGUUCCACUUCGAGAGCAACCAGAGGACGUGCAACAUGACCGUGCUGUCGAUGCUGCCCCCGCUGAGAGAAGCCAUCGUCAAUCAGCUCAACUCAGAAAGUCUCACCGCACUACUCAAGACCAAACCAGCCAAUAAACUAGAGAUCUGGGAGGAUUUAAAGAUCAUCAGUUUCACUCGGACCAUCGUGGCGGUGUACAGCACCUGCAUGCUGGUGGUUCUGCUCAGAGUCCAGCUGAACAUCAUCGGAGGAUAUCUGUACCUCGACAACUCUGUGGGCAAAACCGCCGUGACUCCUCUGGCUCCUCCUGACGUCCAACAGCAAUAUCUGUCCAGCAUCCAACAUCUACUAGGAGACGGUCUGACGGAGUUGAUGACGGUGGUGAAGAGAGCCGUGCAGAACUCACUGGGAAGGGUCUCGUUGAAGCAGAGUCUGUCCCUGCUGGAGCUGGAGCAGCAGGUGAGCUGGAUCAGAGCGGAGGUGGAGGCCGGCUCGGAGCGGCGGCUAUCCUGGUACAUGCUGGCCGAUGACGAGAACGCACUGGCCGACCAGGCGUGCGGGCUGACGGAAAACGAUGUGUCUACCAUCAGACUGUUAAACGAGACCAGAGACAUGUUGGACAGUCCAGACUUCGGCACCGUUUUAAACGCCUGUCUGCAUCGGGGUUUCUCUCGUCUCCUUGACAACCUGGCCGAGUUCUUCCGCCCGCCUCCCGGUGACUCCGCCCUCAGCGCCGGACCGGACAGUCUGUCUGCGGUCAGUCUGCCGCUGGCGAAGAUCAUCCCCAUCGUCAACGGUCAGAUCAACACCAUCUGCAGCGAUACGCCCAGUCACUUCGUUCAGGACCUGCUGAUGAACGACCAGGUGAAGGAGUUUGCCGCCAAUGUGUACGAGACCUUCAGCACGCCGCAGGAGCUGCAGAAAUAAUCUGAGAGAGAGAGAGAGAGAGAGAGAGAGAGAGGGAUGAAAACAGAUGAUUUAAAGAAGAAGAGAAAAAGAAAACCUGGACUGUUAUUCCCUCCUUUCCUCCUUUUCUACGAGACUCUUUCCUUCCUCGAGACUCCUGCAGACUUUUCGCUCCGUGACGAGUCGUGGCUUAAAAAUCGUCCGUUAAAUCAGCCUCCAUGAUGGAUUAUUGACCCCCUCCCUCCUCCUCCUCCCUCGUCCCAAUGCAUCUUGGGAGCUGGAGUCUUAUUUAAACCUGGUUUUAUUUGUCCUGAGAGGUGAUGUUUGUUUGGAGGUAAGCCGGAGAAAACAACUGACGAAGGAUCACAGAUUAAACUGAAUCAUGUCAGUUUGUUCUGUUUGAGAUUACAGAUUCUUUUUAUAAUAAUUUUCCUCUUUUUUUUUUUCUUUCUUUUUUUUCUAUCACUUGGUUGGUUGAGUGUUUUAUGUCUGAUCGUGUCUUCAGCUGCUUCGGCUGUGUGUGUGUGUGUGUGUGUGUGUGUGUGUGUG